AUGGCUGCGGCUGCAGAGGCCGAGGCAGAUGCCGAGGCAGACGAAGAACGGCGCGACCGAGAACGUAUUGAGAGAUUACUAAGGGAGAUGAUGGCCAGACAACGAGCCCGGGCGAAGAGCAAGGGAUCCUCUGUCCCCCCGGGUUCUAGUGGCGGGGCAGCGUCGCACAGCACUCAGUCACAUUCGUACUUUCAGAUAAGAGGAGGCCCACGGAGACGGAGGGACAUUAACAAUAACAAUGAUAACCACCUGCCGACGCAACGACGGACUGCACCAGACACUGAAUUAGGCCGCGCCAUUGACCCGACCGGGUACUUUGAUCAUGCACACGGGCAUGAGGACGACCUUGACUAUGAUGGCCACGACCAUGACCAGGACAACAGCGAAGGGCCCAGUCACAGUGAAAGGUCUCGGAACCAUGGUCGUGACCAGGAUCGAGAUUCUGAGUCGGAAGCCGAGCGCGAGGAGCUUAUGGGUCUGAUCGUGGGAAGUCUACAACGAGAAGUUGACCGCGCGGACGAAGAGGCCUGGAUGUUUGGCGAAGCAUCCAUCAUGGGAGCCGGGGCUGGACGGGAUGAAAUCGGAGUCUAUGACUGA
Capronia epimyces CBS 606.96 is the source of this 597-nucleotide messenger RNA. RefSeq lists its product as uncharacterized. NCBI's taxonomy places the organism in Eukaryota, Fungi, Ascomycota, Eurotiomycetes, Chaetothyriales, Herpotrichiellaceae. The transcript has a single exon. The record is from RefSeq and is a predicted model, not a curated record. Bases 1 to 597 code for a protein of 198 amino acids.